AUGUCGCAAUUCGUAAGAAAGAAACUAGAUUAUGUGAAAUAUGCCAACAAAUUAGACAAGAUAACUUUGAAUACUCUCGAAUUUCCAAUAGAGGAUUUAAUACUUGAACUGAAAAAAGUAAAAGAAGUGAAAAAGAUACAAGCCGAGCAAGAAAAAGAACGAUUAAAGCAAGCCGAAAGCGAACAAAAGGAGAAAGAAAAGAAAUUUAUGGAAGCCUUAAAGACUAAAUUAAAAAAAGUGUAA
Paraglomus brasilianum is the source of this 243-nucleotide messenger RNA. NCBI's taxonomy places the organism in Eukaryota, Fungi, Glomeromycota, Glomeromycetes, Paraglomerales, Paraglomeraceae. The record is from the annotation of a GenBank genome assembly.